AUGGUGGACGAUCUGAAUCGUAUCUACCGAUUGGAUAGAGUUUCUCACAUUGUUGGUAGCAUCAAUGAAGAGCAUGGGCGGAGGUUCUUGUCACCAAAGCUCUUCCUCGGUGAGCCUAGAGUAGUUGCAAUCUCGGCCGAGGCGACACAGAGAGAUCCAGGACAGGCACCUCCCAUGGAGCAGGUGCCUGAUGUUCCAAACAUGUGUCGUGUUGAGCGAAAAUAUCGUGUUGAGAUACGAGUGAGUGAUCAUAAACGAGGUAGAGGUCAAGGCCAACAUAGAGGUAGAGGUGGAGGUAAAGGUAGAGGUUGUCGUGGAGGUCAAGGUGGAGGCAGAGAUGGUGGAAGUGGAGAUGAUGGUGGGGGUAGAGAUAAUAGUGGAGGCAGAGAUGGCGGUAGUGGUGCUAAUGGUGGAAGCAGAGUUGAUAGUGGUAGAGGAUAUGAUUUUGGUGGAGCUGAUUAUGGUAGAGGAGAUGGUUUUGGUGGAGCUGAUGGUGGUGGAGGUGGGGAUUAUUUUGUUGGAGGGUCUAGUAGUUAUAUAGACGGCAAGGGGAGGCAGACAUACACGAGCUCGAGUCAGCUGUUUCCAGACUUGGUUAGUGCUGCAGCUAUUGAGUUGCACUUUGUAAGGUCAUAG
Messenger RNA from Arachis ipaensis, 636 nucleotides. NCBI's taxonomy places the organism in Eukaryota, Viridiplantae, Streptophyta, Magnoliopsida, Fabales, Fabaceae. The record is from RefSeq and is a predicted model, not a curated record.